This is a messenger RNA of Miniopterus natalensis, 2640 nucleotides long. It is a transcript of the gene AMIGO2, whose product is annotated as adhesion molecule with Ig like domain 2. The record is from RefSeq and is a predicted model, not a curated record. Gene Ontology annotation, molecular function: protein binding. Gene Ontology annotation, biological process: brain development. Lineage: Eukaryota; Metazoa; Chordata; Mammalia; Chiroptera; Miniopteridae. Gene Ontology annotation, cellular component: membrane.
CUAGAGGGAAAGGAAUUCGGAAGAUGCGACAGUGACAGACAGACGCACAGACCUUCGGAAGACACCACCGUAGGCAGCCUAUCCCCAGAGUCCGUGAAGCUUCUCAGCUCUAUUCCCUGGUGGGAGGCCGAGCUGGUGGUGAAGAGCCUAGAAGAGACUGACAGGCGAUCAUAAUGUCUUUGCGUUUACACACACUGCCCACCCUGCCUGGAGCUGUCAGACCUGGCUGCAGGGAGCUACUGUGUUUGUUGGUGAUCACUGUGACUGUGAGCCCUGGCACCUCUGGGGUAUGCCCCACUGCUUGCAUCUGUGCCACUGACAUCGUGAGCUGCACCAACAAAAACCUGUCUAAGGUGCCUGGGAACCUUUAUAGACUGAUUAAGAGACUGGAUCUGAGUUAUAACAGAAUUGGCCUUCUGGAUUCUGAGUGGAUUCCAGUAUCAUUUGGAAAGCUGAACACCCUAAUUAUUCGUCAUAACAACAUCACCAGCAUUUCCAUGGGCAGUUUUUCCACAACUCCAAAUUUGAAGUGUCUUGACUUAUCCUCCAAUAAGCUGAAGACUGUGAAAAGUGCAGUGUUCCAAGAGUUGAAGGUUCUGGAAGUGCUCCUGCUUUACAACAAUCACAUUUCCUAUCUCGAUCCUUCAGCGUUUGGAGGACUCUUCCAGUUGCAGAAACUCUACUUAAGUGGAAACUUUCUCACACAGUUUCCCAUGGAUUUGUAUGUUGGAAGGUUCAAGCUGGCAGAACUGAUGUUUCUAGAUGUUUCUUAUAACCGGAUCCCCUUCCUGCCAACACACCAUAUAAAUUUAGUGCCCGGAAAGCAGCUGAGAGGCAUCCAUCUUCAUGGAAACCCGUUCGUCUGUGACUGUUCCCUUUAUUCCUUGCUGAUCUUUUGGUACCGUAGGCACUUUAGCUCAGUGAUGGAUUUUAAGAAUGAUUAUACCUGUCUCCUGUGGUCUGACUCUAAGCACUCCCAGCAGGUACUUCUGCUCCAGGAUAGCUUUAUGAAUUGCUCUGACAGUAUCAUCAAUGGCUCCUUCCGUGCACUUGGCUUUAUUCAUGAGGCUCAAGUUGGGGAAAGGCUGAUUAUUCACUGUGACAGCAAGACUGGUAGUUCAAAUACUGAUUUCCUUUGGGUGGGUCCAGAUAACAGACUGCUAGAACCAGACGAAAAGGAGGGAAACUUUCGUGUGUUUCACAAUGGAACGCUGGUGAUAGAAAGUCCUCGUUUUGAGGAUGCUGGAGUGUAUUCUUGUAUUGCAAUGAACAGGCAACGCCUGUUAAAUGAAACUGUGGAUGUCACAAUAAACGUGAGCAAUUUCACUGUAAACAGAUCCCAUGCCCAUGAGGCAUUUAACACAGCUUUUACCACUCUUGCAGCCUGUGUGGCCAGUAUCGUUUUGGUACUUUUGUACCUCUAUCUGACGCCGUGUCCCUGCAGGUGUAGAGCCAAAAGACAAAAGAGUACCCAAAACCAAAGCAGUGCCCAUUCAUCUAUUCUCAGUCCUGGCCUGGCUAGUGACGUCCCAGCUGAUGAACGGAAGGCAGGUGCCGGUAAAAGAGUGGUGUUCUUGGAACCCCUGAAAGAUACUGCAGCAGGGCAGAAUGGGAAAAUCAGGUUCUUUCCCAGUGAACCGGUUAUAGCUGAGGGCAUCUUAAAGUCCACGAGGGUGAAAUCCGACUCAGAUUCAGUCAAUUCAGUGUUUUCAGACACACCCUUUGUGGCAUCCACUUAAUUUUGUGCCUGUAUUUGUACGAUGUAGUCACUUAAUCUGUCCAUCUUUAACUUUGUGUAUGGUCUGCAGAAUAAACGGCAGGACUAAAAAUGAUUUUUGGGUUUUGAAAUACAACCAAAUGGUCUUUUACAUGGUUGACAGGAAACGUGGUAAAGCACUUUGGUUCCUUGAUGUGCCAGAGAAAGAUGGGGUUGUUUUCCAGUGUUUAGGUUCUAGAUAACAAUAUCUUAGUCUUACCACUACUGAUCAUUUCAAAGCUGACCUGGAGGUGAUUUGACUGACAUUGUCCUUUUAUUCAGAAUUCUUGAAAGAAAAAAUAAACUGUGUUAUUGUUCUUUAAAAAGAGACUUGACUAACUUAGGACCAAAGUUAAGUUAUUUUAAAGAGAAGUGCUAGCUUCCCAUUUCAUUUAGAAGAACCAAAUAAGCAUUAUGUAUACAGCACAAAAAAGUUAGAUUUGGGAAUAAUUUAGCCAAAUUCAUCAUUUCAGACCAGAGUAAACAGACUUCACUGAUAAAAUUUACCGGGUACUGCUACAUCCCAUACGAUGUUAGAUAAAUAGUGCAAUAAAGGUACAUUUGUUUGUCUUCUUUCCAUUCUGUAAAUUUCCUAUCCUUGUACAAAAGAUCUUAUUGAAAGUUUAGUCAUCAUUAUUUGUUGCCAUAAAUAUGUAGGUGUCAAUACCAAGAUGUCUGAGUAACUUCUUACACCUUUGUUUUAGUAGACUAAUAUUUGUUUAUAUGCUUGUGUGUAUGUAAACCUUAAAUUAUAUUAACUAUUACAUCGAUCUUACUGUAUUGUGCUUUGGACAUUUGAAUUAAUGUAAGUAUAUGUAUUGUGUAACUUAAUGUUCUGUUUUAUUUCACUAUUUAAAAACAUAAAUCUAAGAUGUUUUAUGUGA